Messenger RNA from Gracilinanus agilis (Agile Gracile Mouse Opossum), 2655 nucleotides. RefSeq names its product multiple C2 and transmembrane domain containing 2 (gene MCTP2). Gene Ontology annotation, cellular component: synaptic vesicle membrane. The transcript has 21 exons. The record is from RefSeq and is a predicted model, not a curated record. NCBI's taxonomy places the organism in Eukaryota, Metazoa, Chordata, Mammalia, Didelphimorphia, Didelphidae. Bases 51 to 2489 code for a protein of 812 amino acids. Gene Ontology annotation, biological process: regulation of neurotransmitter secretion. Gene Ontology annotation, molecular function: calcium ion binding.
ACCAAAACACUCUUCAGCAGAAAGGAUUUUUCACAGCAGCUUAUGCAGCGAUGGAUCUGGACAAACCAUCUGUCUGGGACUCAUUGAAACAAAGAACACGGCCUUUGUUACUAAACCUGAGCAAGAAGAAAGUGAAGAAAAAUUCAGAAAAAACCCUGGACUUAAGAGAAAGUUGUCGUUUAGAUAGACGACUGAGUCUAUCAGUACCUGACAUAUUGGAGGCUGGGGCUUUAGCUCAAAAUGAACAUCCUUAUUCAGCACACCAGGCUUCAUUCACAUCCGUGCCCCAUGGCCUUUCCACUGCAGGGAUGUCUCUCAAGAGCAGCAGCAGUUCCUUAAAACACUCUGAAGAAGACUCAGAGUGGAGCCAGGAGGAAGUAGCCCAUUAUAGUGUAGCUGAAACAGACUCAGAAGAAAUGUACACCUCUGUUUUGGAGGAAAGGAGAGCAUCUAGUGAUGGGAUCUUUGAGGAACUUCAGAAGACCAACCUGGGCAGUGACACAGUUGAAGAGACAGAGAAGAUAUGUGGAUCUAGUGAUUUGGAUUCUUCAAUGACCUCCCAGCUUUUUGAAGAGCAAUCUACUCUAGAAGAAGCAGGAGAUUGCUUAAGUAACCUCCCCAGUCCUUUUGCUUACCUUCUCACCAUACACCUGAAAGAAGGCAAGAACCUUGUCAUUAGAGAUCGCUGUGGUACAAGUGAUCCGUAUGUGAAAUUUAAGCUGAAUGGCAAGACCUUGUACAAAAGCAAAGUCAUAUAUAAGAACCUGAACCCAGUUUGGGAUGAGAUAGUUAUAUUACCAAUACAAAGCCUUGAUCAAAAACUUCGAGUUAAGGUAUAUGAUCGAGACCUAACUACAUCUGACUUUAUGGGUUCUGCAUUUGUAGUCCUUAGUGAACUUGAACUUAAUAGGACGACUGAACGUAUUUUAAAAUUGGAAGACCCAAACAGUUUAGAAGAGGACAUGGGGGUCAUUAUUUUAAACCUAAACUUGGUAGUCAAACAAGGUGAUUUCAAAAGAAAUAGAUGGUCAAAUCGGAAGAGGUUAAGUGCAAGUAAGUCCUCUUUGAUUCGCAACCUGCGUCUUUCAGAAUCUUUGAAGAAGAACCAACUCUGGAAUGGAAUUAUUAGUAUUACUUUAUUGGAAGGGAAGAAUAUCUCUGGAGGAAGCAUAACAGAGAUAUUUGUACAAUUAAAACUAGGAGAUCAGAAAUAUAAAAGCAAGACACUGUGUAAGAGUGCAAAUCCUCAGUGGAGGGAACAGUUUGAUUUUCACUACUUCUCUGACAGGAUGGGCAUAUUGGACAUUGAGGUGUGGGGAAAGGAUCACAAAAAGCAUGAGGAACGUUUGGGGACGUGUAAAGUGGAUAUUGCAGCCCUCCCACUCAAGCAAGACAAUUGUUUAGAGUUGCCACUGGAGAACCGUCUUGGCUCACUGCUCAUGCUGAUCACACUUACACCCUGUUCAGGAGUCUCUGUCUCAGAUCUCUGUGUCUGCCCCUUGGCAGAUCCCAGUGAAAGAAAGCAGAUUUCCCAGCGAUAUUGCUUACAGAACUCUCUAAAGGAUAUGAAGGACGUUGGCAUUUUACAAGUGAAAGUUUUAAAGGCAUUAGAUCUCUUAGCUGCAGAUUUCUCAGGUACGAUUAGAGAUGGGCAGCAAAGUUGCUAUGUACUGAAGAAUAAAGAUUUAGAACAAGCUUCAAAAGGAGUUAUUUAUUUGGAAAUGGAUGUCAUAUAUAAUCCGGUAAAAGCAAGCAUUAGAACCUUUACACCCAGAGAAAAGCGCUUUGUUGAAGAUAGCCGCAAACUUUCCAAAAAGAUUUUAUCAAGGGAUGUUGAUCGUGUGAAAAAAAUCACUAUGGCAAUAUGGAAUACAGUACAGUUUCUUAAAAGCUGUUUCCAGUGGGAAUCUACAUUGAGGAGUAUAAUAGCCUUCAUGGUGUUUCUGGUCACUGUCUGGAAUUUUGACCUGUACAUGAUCCCCCUGGGUUUAUUGUUGCUCUUUGUUUAUAAUUUCAUCAGACCCAUGAAAGGAAAGGUCAGCAGUGUCCAAGACAGCCAGGAAAGCACAGAUGUAGAUGAUGACUAUGAAGAAGAUGAUAAGGAAUCUGAGAAAAAAGGUUUAAUUGAAAGAAUCUACAUGGUCCAAGACAUUAUUACUACUGUUCAAAAUGUCUUGGAGGAGAUAGCAUCUUUUGGAGAACGAAUUAAAAACACAUUUAACUGGACAGUUCCAUUCCUUUCUGCACUGGCUUGUUUAGCACUGGCAGUAGCCACUGUUACACUGUACUUCAUACCACUGCGCUACAUCAUCUUAAUAUGGGGCAUAAAUAAAUUUACUAAGAAGCUUAGAAAUCCCUAUGCCAUCGACAAUAAUGAGCUACUAGAUUUCCUCUCCAGGGUACCAUCUGAUGUUCAAAAGGUGCAGUAUGCUGAAUUGAAACCAUACAGCAACCACAGUCCCCUUAGGAAGAAGCGGAGUGCUCUCUAGGACACAUACUGACUUUGGAAUGCAGCAUCUCUUUUUGGGUUUGGUUUAGACCAGCACUAAAACCAUUAGUGUCCGUAUAGUCAUUCUGGAAAGGCAUAUUUAUUUCACAUUUUCCCAACUCCCCCCUGUAGGAAAUCAUGCAAUAUUGGCAUUGUCUUUCACUCAG